AUGUCGUCUUCACGUUCACAGAUCUGCUUGGUCGCCGCCGCAUUAACUCUGUCGUUUUUAGCGUCGGCGUUUGCCGACGACGUCGUUGUGUUGACGGAGGAGAAUUUCGAUAACGAGGUCGGUAAAGAUCGCGGAGCUCUCGUCGAGUUUUAUGCUCCUUGGUGUGGACAUUGCAAGAAGCUUGCUCCCGAAUUUGAAAAGCUUGGUGCAAGUUUUAAGAAGGCAAAGUCUGUUCUUAUUGGCAAGGUUGAUUGUGAUGACCAAAAGAGUCUCUGUAGUAAGUACGAUGUUUCUGGAUACCCCACCAUUAAGUGGUUUCCUAAGGGGUCUCUGGAGCCUAAAAAAUAUGAAGGUGGAAGGACUGCCGAAGCCCUUGCCGAAUUUGUUAACAAUGAAGGAGGUACAAAUGUGAAGAUUGCUUCAGUCCCUUCAAACGUUGUGGUCUUAUCUCCAGAGAACUUUGAUGAGGUCGUGCUUGAUGAGAAAAAGGAUGUCCUAGUUGAGUUUUAUGCCCCUUGGUGUGGUCACUGCAAGCAGCUGGCUUCUACCUACGAAAAAGUUGCAACAGCAUUCAAGCUGGAGGAAGAUGUGGUCAUUGCGAAUCUUGAUGCUGACCAACACAAGGAUCUUGGGCAAAAGUAUGGUGUUAGUGGUUUUCCCACGUUGAAGUUCUUCCCAAAGAACAACAAAGCUGGUGAAGAUUAUGAUGGUGGCAGAGAUUUAGAUGACUUUGUUACUUUCAUCAACGAGAAGUGUGGUACUAGCCGAGAUGGGAAAGGACAGCUGACUUCCAAGGCCGGUAUUGUGGAAAGCCUUGAUAACUUAGUGAAGGAAUUCAUAACCUCAACAAAUGAGAAGAAGAAAGAUAUACUCACGCGGUUGGAGGAAGAAGCUGAUAAGCUCCAGGGUUCCUCCGCCAGGUAUGGGAAGAUCUAUGUGAAAGCUGCUAAGAGCAGCCUGGAAAAAGGCUCCGAUUACGCUAAGAAUGAAGUUCUUCGUCUGGAGCGCAUUCUUGCCAAGUCAAUCAGCGCAACCAAGGCCGAUGAGUUUACACUGAAGAAGAAUAUUCUAUCGACCUUUACAUCUGACCAGUGA
Messenger RNA from Striga hermonthica, 1095 nucleotides. NCBI's taxonomy places the organism in Eukaryota, Viridiplantae, Streptophyta, Magnoliopsida, Lamiales, Orobanchaceae. The record is from the annotation of a GenBank genome assembly.